Podospora anserina S mat+ is the source of this 930-nucleotide messenger RNA. RefSeq lists its product as uncharacterized. Lineage: Eukaryota; Fungi; Ascomycota; Sordariomycetes; Sordariales; Podosporaceae. Gene Ontology annotation, cellular component: ESCRT-0 complex. The record is from RefSeq and is a predicted model, not a curated record. The transcript has 2 exons. The coding region runs from base 1 to 930 and encodes 309 amino acids. Gene Ontology annotation, biological process: protein targeting to vacuole; protein transport to vacuole involved in ubiquitin-dependent protein catabolic process via the multivesicular body sorting pathway. Gene Ontology annotation, molecular function: phosphatidylinositol-3-phosphate binding; metal ion binding; ubiquitin binding.
AUGGCGACCGACUUCAUAAUGCCCCAGAUGCCCAUUCAGCAACAACAGCCCCAAGCCCACCACUUUUACUCGCAGCCGCAGCAGCAGCAGCAGCAGCAGCAACCUUAUCGUGCUCAGCAGCACUCUGGCUUUCAGCUGGCUCCGAUCGCAACUCCUUAUCAGCCUUCCACGCAGCAAAAUACCCAGGUGUCGCCGCUCAGCACAUCCGGCAACUCGCCGACUUCGCCCAAGAACUACAUGACGCGCCAAAUCCGGCCGCUCUACGUACCGGCUGUGCUGCGCCCGACCGAGUUUCCAUCCAAGGUUCCGGCGCGACCAAAGUCGGAGCAUGAGCCUGAGUCUCCUGAGGAGGAACCAUUGCGUCACAGCAACAGCUUCAUGAGCCUUGGUGGGUUGAGCGGAGGGUUGAGCGCGUCAUUGGGUUUGACCAGACGGUCUACUGGCGAUAGCGCCAAAUACGUCGAUGGAACUUGGAAUCUGGACCUCUUUCCCAAUCCGACUGGCACCCCCACCCGGAAACAUUGGAAGUUGGACCAGGACGCACUUAUCUGUGAUCACGCGACCUGCAAAAAGUCCUUCAACACGUUCACCAGAAGACAUCACUGCCGGCGCUGCGGCAACAUCUUCUGCGGCGCUCACAGCGACUAUCAAAUCCCCCUUGAUCAGGACGCCAACUACAACCCUCGUGGUGUUCCCAGCCGCGCCUGCGCUCACUGCUUCAACCAGUUCAGGGCAUGGCGCAGUCGUGCAAACAGCCAGUCCUCCAGCAGGGGUUCAUCUGAUGGAGGCAACGCUCCCGAGACACCCGUCACCCCUACCGCCGCUGCCCCAGUCGCCGCUAUCGCUCCUGGCCUGAUGAGGCCCCUUCAAGCUCGCGUGGCCGAGGUGGCACACAGUGUUCCCAGAGACUGGAAUUGGAGCACCUUUUAA